CCCUCCAGGACUUUACUGAGAAACACAGUUGUGUAUGCUGAGGGGAACUGUUACUACAAACCCUUACAAUGCUAAAACAUUCAACCACGGAUUUUCUUGUUGCAACUGGGCACAGAAGCUUCACGGUGUGCAGAUUAUGCAGAAUCUUGGGUGCUUGGAUAUUAGAUUACCAUUGUUCCCUUUUUGAAAGCAGCAGGAAGAACAUGAGCUUGGUAACCACAAACAACAGUCAGUGUGAAAGCGAGAGGAUUCACUUCACAACUGUAGAGCUGCACACCGUGACUCUGGACAGCUCUCGGCUGCUGAUGGAGAUCUACACAGAAGCAGUGGACUAUCUGAAGGCCUAUGGCAUCUCGCCCGUGACUGAAGAUGAGACUAUGGAUUCUGACUUACUACAGGAUGUGUUCACUGAGGAGACAGAGUGGGUUUCUCACAGCCCUUUGCAAACUGAGCCAUGUUUGCCAUCCACUCCAACAACCGAGAGCCCAGACGACCUGCUUCAGAAGAGAACAGUGGUUCUGAAAGGGGUUCUGAUCAGUGAGGAGAUCUACCUUACAGAGCUUGAGACGCUUCUCACGCCUAUGAAAGCUCUGAAGGCAGCAGCGGGAACCUCUCAACCUGUGUUGUCCACGGAGCAGGUUCAGACUGUGUUUUAUCAAAUUCCUGAGCUCAGAGAUCUGCACAAAGACUUUUACACAAGCCUUCGGGCCAAACUGCAACCUGAUGAAGUGAUGGACCCGGGGUCACAACAAGGCCUGGAGAGGGAGGAGGCCCCGGUGAUGCAGCUUUGCCACAGGGAGCAACAUUUAUGUGUGGGAGACCUGUUUCAAAAGUUUGUCAACCAGUUAGGAGUGUAUCGGGGCUUCAUUGACAACUAUGAGAAUGCAGUGGAGAUCGUGCAGAAGUGUAUGCAAUCAGACCAGCGUUUCAGGACGCUUGCAGAGAGUAUGAUGUCCUCCAAAGGGUCAGACAAUGUCAAAACUAAGUACACCUUUGAAGCUCUCCUGUAUAAGCCAUUAGACAGAGUGAUGAAAACCACACUCGUGUUGCACGACUUGUGGAAGCACACGCCCCCCGAUCACCCCGACAGCAUCAUGCUGCAGGAAGCGCUUCGUCUCUCCAGCAGCUUCCUAUCUGGGGUCAAUGAACGGUCGCAAUGCAAACGUUCUGUCAAGCUCAGCAGAGGAGAGAGACGUCAGCUGAUGCGUGAUGGGUUUGUGGUAGAUGUGUGUGAGAACGGGCACAACCUGAGACACCUCUUCCUGUACACAGACAUGCUGCUAUGUGCCAGACUGACAAGUGCAGGGAGACAGGCACAGUACAGGUUUUGCUGGUACUUGCCGUUGGUUGGCCUGAAGCUGCACUGGGCAGCCGAACAUCUGCCCUCAUCAGAAUACCAAGUGAAAAUUAGUAAAACCAGAGCCAAAAUGUACCAGCUCAAACAAGCACUCCAGCAACACACGAAAGGAGGCAAGGUGUCAGUUUCUCGUGCUGUUGAUCGCUUGAGGCGCAAACUUGAAGAGUGUGAGAUCUGGCUCCUAACAAACACGCCAUCUUUUACUUUAGACCUACAUAGCACCAGUGGAAAGAGUCACACUAUCCGACUGUUUUCUUUGUAUGACCUGACUGAGUGGAGAGAAGCCAUUGAGAAACAGAGUGGAAACUGUAUCGAGACGGUUCCUCCAGACCUGUUGUCUGUUACCGGUUCCUGUAUCAAACUCAGAAUGACUCAACAACCUCCCCUUCACUGCGUUCAGUCCAAUGAAAGUGCUCAUAUAUGUGGGAAUUUAUAUGUGAUGGUUCAAUCGGCGUGUGGUCUGCAAAACCCGAGCAGUGCAUAUGUGUGUGUGGAGGUAGAUGGCUUUGAGUUUUAUGACAGACGAAAACAAACGUGCCUUUCGGCCUUCUGUGUUACACCACAAUGGGAUGAGGAGCUUGUGUUUCAAGUGGAGGGAGCUCAGCAGCUGUUCCUGGUAUUUGUGUCUCAGUAUGAGAACGGCACACAGGAUGACAUUGUGGGUAGGGCGGUGUUAAAUCUGGACACUGACAACAUGUUUAAGAAGUGGAAGAAAGUCACUUGUUCUUUGGGCCAAGUUGAUGUGACCUUGUCAAUCAAGUACAUGCCCCACCCUCUCGAUCCUCCUAGCACCACCCCUCUAGUACAGGAACCGGUGUUCUGUGUGCCGAUUGGACAAGUGGCAAUGCAAGAGAGCGUGCUGGUCCCUCACAUUGUCCGUUCCUGUGUGGAGGAGAUUGAGAGGAGGGGUCUGAAAGAAGAGGGGAUCUACAGAAUCUCAGGAGCCAGCACCGAGAUACAAGCACUAAAACAUGCAUUCAACACUAAUUACCGUGAGGCUGUGAGUAAACUGAGGACUAUAGAUGUGAAUGCUGUAUCAGGCACUCUGAAACUGUACUUUAGAGAACUUCCUUUACCUCUUAUUCCCUCUGAGCGAUUCAAGGAGCUUGCAGAUGCACUAGAAAUUGGCGAUCCAUAUCGCAGGGCCCACAGCAUGCUGACUCUGUUGCAGGAUCUACCAGAUGUAAACCGCAACACUCUCCUCUUCCUCUUACAUCACCUGAGACGUGUUGCAGAGAGGAAGGAAGAGAAUAAAAUGUCUCUGAGUAAUUUGGCCACAGUGUUUGGCCCCAGCCUCUUGCGCCCCCCAGUGGCUCGUGUCGACAUUUCUCAAGAAGUGGAGGUUCAGGUUCAGGUGAUUUUUCUCUAUCUGCAGAGUCAGAACCUUCCAGAAGCAAUUCUCACAAAACAUCUGGACAUUGAUGAUCUAGAGACAUGAGCCUUCAACAACCAGACUCCUUUUCUGUCUUCUUAUCCGUGGUCGUUUGUAAAUUUGUAAAGAAAAAAAAAAAAAUUCUGUUUAGCUCACUUUAUUUUAGAGAUGUUUAAUACUUUCAGAUUUUUAAUUUCAUUAAAAAAAUGACAUAACCACGAGUUGAUUAUGUUUUAGAGCUUCAGUUUUAAGGUGCUGUCACAUUUUUCUGCAAAAGUUUGCAUGCGAAAUUUAGUCAAUCCAAUUGAAAUUUGUGCAAACAGGAGUUUUACAUGGAGUUUUACCGCACCUUUACAGGUCAGAAUGUGGACACUUAAAAAGUAUAACUGACUAGUUACUAGUAGUGAGAGAGAACUAUAUAGAUAUAAUAAAAAAAAAAAUAAAACUAAUUAAACCAAAUAAAAUGAAUUUAAAAGAAAAAAAGCAUACAGUACAAUCAAAUUAAAUAAUAAAAUUACUAAAAUUUUAACAUUAAAAUGAAAACUGGAAAAAUAAAAACUAAUCUAAUGCAUUUAUUAAAACUAAUAGUAUUUUAAUUAUACUAAAUUAACACUGGCGAAAACCUGUUUCACACGGGGUCCUUUUCUGUCCCUUGAAACAGGACAGAAAAGUAUUUUCUUGUACGUAAAGAGCUCUACUGACUAGGACCUCAUUGAAACAGAGUCUCUGGGUGGGCCAAGAGGGCAAUAGGGGAGAAAGGUGAAGUGAGACACUUGUAAUAUCCUACCACAGAUGGCCAACUCUUUCACACACUCACACACACACACACGCACUUGUGGGGGUCACCAAUAACUCUGCCGCUCUCCCGCCCCCUCACCCCACCUCCAUGCAAAUCAAUCCGCUACGGUUCAGCUCCAACAAGACCAAGUUCACCAUGACAUGCACUAGCACUUCAAAGAGAUCCAUGCUUCCUAACCUCUCCCCCACCGUCGCUGGGUGUUGCUUUUCACCUCAGCUUAUGCCCCACCUGGCCGGGGUGGGAUUCACUCUCCUUCCCUCCGCCUGAUUUUGACUUUGAUCCAUAAUCCAAACUUGGAAAUGCGCUCCCGUUCCCAGCGUUCCAGGCAGGAAAAGUGCAGCAAUGUCAGAUGUGUGCCAUAACGCCAUCCAGACAUGCCCCGGUUACAACACAGCAUCAAAUGGGUUCUGAAAGAAGUCGGUGCUCCCACGCGAAAAUGGCCACCAAUAAAACAGGUUCCUGUGGUUAAGUGCUAGCGCAGAAGGGACGAUCAGAAAAGAUCUUGCCAUUAGAAUAAAAGAACUGAAUGAUGGAUUGAAUGGGAAAAGCACAAUGAAAGACAGACGUUAUUAAUAACGGCUGUAUCUCUGUAGCAGGUCAACCUGAAACUGAGAUUUGAGGGCAUAGUUUGAAAUGUACAUC
Molecule: messenger RNA, 4170 nt
Organism: Onychostoma macrolepis
Lineage: Eukaryota; Metazoa; Chordata; Actinopteri; Cypriniformes; Cyprinidae
Product: active breakpoint cluster region-related protein
Exons: 24
Coding region: 69-2795 (908 amino acids)
Biological process (GO): positive regulation of GTPase activity; signal transduction
Cellular component (GO): membrane
Molecular function (GO): GTPase activator activity; guanyl-nucleotide exchange factor activity
Source: RefSeq, a predicted model, not a curated record